This is a messenger RNA of Oncorhynchus nerka (sockeye salmon), 4472 nucleotides long. RefSeq names its product adhesion G protein-coupled receptor E5-like. Gene Ontology annotation, biological process: adenylate cyclase-activating G protein-coupled receptor signaling pathway; cell surface receptor signaling pathway. Gene Ontology annotation, molecular function: G protein-coupled receptor activity; calcium ion binding. Lineage: Eukaryota; Metazoa; Chordata; Actinopteri; Salmoniformes; Salmonidae. The coding region runs from base 372 to 2813 and encodes 813 amino acids. The transcript has 19 exons. Gene Ontology annotation, cellular component: plasma membrane. The record is from RefSeq and is a predicted model, not a curated record.
UGUCAGUGAGCCAGACACAGCCCAGACCACCACAGUCAAACACACAGGGUGGAACAGAAGGAGAGCGAGUCAGAGACAGAGAGUUCUAGGCAAGUGAUGAGAGCACAGUGACUACUUGUCAUUUUCUCUCUCGUUUGGUGAUGUCAGCAGAGCUCAAUCUACUAGACAGAAGCUUGACUGAGUUGAUGGAUACGGGUGCCAUUUUUCUUCAGUAAAACAACCCUGAGAAGUUUGGAGAAACUCCUGAGAAGAAGAGAAGACGGAUCUUUAUCACACUUUUGAAUAGACUGUUCAGAUAGGGGCAGAGUUUCAGCCCUGGUCUAAUCUUGUGCGUUGUGAUUCUCAUAGAGAUCGUGAGAUUCUUCUUCACCAUGACAGGCAGACUGAAUCUCCUGAUUCUGGCUCUUCACCUUGCCCUGCUGAUGGAACAUGUAUCAGGCUGUUCUAAAGGAUUCUCUAAAAUUGGGAACAUUUGCACUGAUGAGAAUGAGUGUAAUCCUCCUAGUUAUGACAAUGACACUGAAACACCACAUAUCUGUGGUGAGAAUGCAGCAUGCUUCAACACCAAUGGAAGCUUCUACUGUCAAUGUGAUCCUGGGUUCAGAUCAUCAUCACAGCGGAUUAACUUCACAGCUGACAAUUGUUUAGACAUCAACGAGUGUUUGGAGAAUAAGGACAUCUGUGGUAACAAUGCCGAGUGUCACAAUACAUUAGGGUCCUACUCCUGCAUCUGCAAUGAGGGGUUUGUCUCCAGUACUGGAGUGGAAAGAUUUAUAUUUGGCCAAGGAGUCACGUGUGAAGAUAGAAACGAGUGUGAGGACGACAUCACAAUUUGCGGGAAGCAUACACAGUGCGUCAACACACCAGGCAACUACUCCUGUGUCUGCAAUCCAGGGUUUGGCCUGAAGUCUGGCAAAGCUCAAUUUACAGGGAAUAGAGAAUCGUGUGAGGAAAUAACAGAUCAGAAAGCCACCACAGACCAGACAGCAACCACAGACAGUGAGGAUGCUCAAGAUGCUAAAGACUUGUGUAAAAUAAAUAAGUUUAUCUGUGGAGAGAAUGGAACGUGCCAUAAUGCCACCAACAGUGGCCAUCGGUGUGCGUGCCAUGCAGGAUUCACCAACUACGGAGACCCGCAGGGGAGAUGUACUGAGUUGAACUGUGAUAUGUUUGCGAGCGAGAAGCAUCUUAAGAUGGUCAUCCCAGGUCUGCAGGAUGCUGUGGCCCUGAUGAGGACCAGUUGUCUGGAGUUGAGGGAGAGUAAUACGGCAGAACAAGUCGAUGGAGAGGCCCUGCUAGAGACUCUGUUGUCUGCUAUAGACAGGCUCCUAUCUGGCGGGCCUCUGAAAAAUAACAAGGAAGUGAGUGUCUUGCUGGACCUGGUAGAGACUGCUCUGAGAAUUAUAGGACCUCUGCUGAAACACCCCGAGACCAGGAGGUUCAAAACUCACACCGAGGUGGAGCUGUUGGUGCAGAGAAAUGCCUCCUCACCCCAGGGGCCCCUCACCUUGUCAUCUACACACGCUCAGCUAGACAGCCACUGGGAGACUGCUGCUGGAGACACCUCCUACCCAGGAUUUGCAACAGUGUCCCUGCUCAGCUAUAAGGGUCUGGAGACAUCCACCAACCAUUCCUUCUCAGGGCUGAAGGCACAGGAGGGCCACAGCUUUCAGAUCAACUCCAAAGUGGUGACGGCCACCAUGAGUAACAAGGACACAUCCUUUCUCAAGGAGCCAGUCACAUUCACCUUCUCCCAUUUGAAGGAGUCAGAUGAAGGGAACUAUACCUGUGUGUACUGGGAUGAGUUGGGAGAAGGGACCUGGUCUGAUCGAGGCUGUUUCCUGGUGCAGUCCAAUGCCACCCACACUGUGUGCUCCUGCUACCAUCUCAGCAGUUUUGCUGUUCUUAUGGCUCUCUAUGAGUUCAAGGACACAUUCCAGCUGCAGCUGAUCACCUGGGUGGGCCUGUCCCUGUCCCUGCUGUGUCUCUUCAUCUGCAUCCUCACCUUCUCCCUGAUCCGCUCCAUCCGGAGCACCCGCAAUACCAUCCACCUCCACCUCUGCCUCAGCCUCUUUAUCGCCAACCUGAUCUUCCUCGUCGGCAUUUCACGCACCGAGAGCCAGGCUGGUUGUGCGGUGGUGGCUGGGCUGCUUCACUUCUUCUUCCUGUCAGCGUUCUGCUGGAUGUGUCUGGAGGGAGUGCAGCUCUUCAGGAUGGUGGUCCUGGUCUUCAACACCACCUUCAGGCCCCUCUACAUGAUGGCGGGGGGCUACGGCGUUCCUGCUGUCAUCGUCGCCAUCUCUGCCCUCGUCAACGCCAAAGGAUACGGAACCGAGCGCCACUGCUGGCUCAACCUUGAGGAUGGAUUCAUCUGGAGCUUCUUUGGCCCUGUCUGUAUCAUCAUCAUGGUGAAUGUGUUUUUCUUCCUCAUCACAGUGUGGAAGUUGGCCCAGAAGUUCUCCAGCCUGAACCCUGACCUUGACAAACUCCGCAAAAUCAAGGAAUUCACCAUAACUGCAGUGGCUCAGCUGUGUGUGCUGGGCACCAUGUGGAUCUUUGGCUGUUUCCAGUUUGAGGAAAGCACGCUGGCCAUGUCGUACCUGUUCACCAUCCUCAACAGUCUGCAGGGGGUCCUAGUGUUCCUCAUGCACUGCCUGCUCUCUAAACAGGUGAGAGAGGAGUAUGGCAAGAUCCUGGACAGCAUCUGUGCACUGCAGAAGACAAAGUACUCAGAUUUUUCCUCCAACCAGUCAAGCAACAGCAAAUCACAGACAUCCAAGAGCGCACAGAACACGGGAGAGUCUCAGAUCUAGGGGGCUGGACGCUGGUUGCUGGACAUGACCCCAUGAUGCCUAACCUCGUGACCUCCUAGCAACACCUGGGAGUUUUAUAAAACCAUAAUCACCCUGGUUUAAUGACAGGCAUAAGUUAAUGCUUGCCUGGUCUGAGAUCUGUUUGUUCUGUCUUGCCAAAAGAGCACAAAAGGACCAGGAUAGAUUGAUGGGAUGGUUGAUGUCUGUUUUUUUUGUGACAACUAUAUUUCGCUUUAAGCAGUAUUGUGCACAUUUUUUUAAGAUUCUGUAAAUAUUACUGUACUCUCGUUGGGCUGGCCUGGAUAUUAUUUUAAGCUAAAACUCCAAAGAGUAACGAUAAAAGUUAUUUAUUGUUUUACACUGAUUUUCCUAUUGACAGUUUCAUGUGUCUUUUUCCAACCUUGAUAUUCUUUGGAUUAUAUCAUGCUGAUGAGAAACCCCCCUCCUACUGUAGAAGAGUGGACUAGUCCUGCAUGGUUUAACCAGGGACAACUCAUCAUGGAUUAUUACAUUUUUUUAUAUUUUUUUUUAUUUCACCUUUAUUUAACCAGGUAGGCAAGUUGAGAACAAGUUCUCAUUUACAAUUGUGACCUGGCCAAGAUAAAGCAAAGCAGUUUGACAGAUACAACGACACAGAGUUACACAUGGAGUAAAACAAACAUACAGUCAGUAAUACAGUAUAAACAAGUCUAUUUACGAUGUGAGCAAAUGAGGUGAGAAGGGAGGUAAAGGCAAAAAAGGCCAUGGUGGCAAAGUAAAUACAAUAUAGCAAGUAAAACACUGGAAUGGUAGUUUUGCAAUGGAAGAAUGUGCAAAGUAGAAAUAAAAAUAAUGGGGUGCAAAGGAGCAAAAUAAAUUAAUUAAUUAAAUACCGUUGGGAAAGAGGUAGUUGUUUGGGCUAAAUUAUAGGUGCAGGUGCAGUAAUCUGUGAGCUGCUCUGACAGUUGGUACUUAAAGCUAGUGAGGGAGAUAAGUGUUUCCAGUUUCAGAGAUUUUUGUAGUUCGUUCCAGUCAUUGGCAGCAGAGAACUGGAAGGAGAGGCGGCCAAAGAAAGAAUUGGUUUUGGGGGUGACUAGAGAGAUAUACCUGCUGGAGCGUGUGCUACAGGUGGGUGAUGCUAUGGUGACCAGCGAGCUGAGAUAAGGGGGGACUUUACCUAGCAGGAUCUUGUAGAUGACAUGGAGCCAGUGGGUGGGCAUUAUGCAUUAUCCAGGUACUUUCUCUGAUCUUAAAAUACAUAACAGAUGAAAGCAACAAAUUAUUUAAAAAAUAGUCAUAAGCUAUCAUGGUUUUAUUUAUUUUUUAAUCAUUGUUUAAAACAACCAUCAAAGGUCGAGUUUAAGAGUCAAAUUGAAAUCAUGUCAGAUUGAAAUGGAUAUUCUGUGUAUAUAGUUUUAUUGUAUCUCAAUUUUAAAAAAGAUCAACCAAAAAAUGUACAAGAAUCAUGAUCAUGACUGCUACAUCGUUUCUAGUAAGGUGUGCAUCCUGUCAAAUAAGGACGAAUUAAAAUCAAUGUAAAUAUUUUCUUAGUAAAGAUCAUUUGUAUGAUUGUAUUUUUUACUGGGAAAUGGCAUGCUUUUACCACUGUACUGUAACUUCUCUGAUUUUAGACUUUAUUUUCCAUGCGAUAUUUUAAUUCAAUAAAAUUAAAAUAUUUUG